Molecule: messenger RNA, 2765 nt
Organism: Saccostrea echinata
Lineage: Eukaryota; Metazoa; Mollusca; Bivalvia; Ostreida; Ostreidae
Product: slit homolog 3 protein-like
Exons: 2
Coding region: 70-1560 (496 amino acids)
Molecular function (GO): protein binding
Source: RefSeq, a predicted model, not a curated record
AUGGGUAUUGCAUAAUGGUUUAUUUCUUUACAAACUUGUUCCUCGAAGAAUCGAUAAAACGAUAAAAAGAUGAAGAUGUGGUUUGUUGUUAUAAUUCUGGCAGUAAACGCCCCAAACGUCGCCCCGAAAGCUGGUGAUGACUGCCCUGUACACUGCACUUGUAGAGAUAGUCUCGUGAAGUGUCAUGGCUACAAUUCAGUCCCACAGCAAUUUGCAAAUAUUUCGGUCAUCAAAGUCCUCGAUUUAUCCAACAACAAUCUAACCGUCUUAACCAAGAAAGAUUUUGAAAAAUUUAUAAACAUAGAAAAAUUGUAUUUGAAUGACAACGAAAUAUCAGACAUCGAAAAUCGUACGUUUUCGUCUCUGAUUCAUUUGUCACUGCUGAACCUUUCAUGCAACAGCCUAAAAAGAAUAGAAAAGGGAGUUUUUUACAGUCUAAAAAGUUUAUCAAUCCUAUACAUGAAAAGAAAUUUGAUCAAAAACCUGUCGUUGGACGCAUUCCAUAAUGUUCCAAAUCUACAAUAUAUUAGUUUGGCCGAAAAUUUGCUCAAUAAUAUUGAUUCGUGUACAUCUCCAAUUCCGAGUUUACGUAUUCUGGAUCUAGACUACAACAGUUUGUUGUCCAUUCCAUCAAAUGUCUUCAACUGCACUCCAAAUCUCCAUACCAUCAGUUUGAAUUUCAACAGAAUAUCGCAUAUAUUGGAUUAUACAUUUUCAAACUUGCCCAACAUUACAAGUGUUAGUUUAGACUAUAAUCGAAUAAUUCAUAUUGAGAUUUUUUCUUUUGAAGUCAGACAUCAAAAUCCUAACACUUUAAUGGAGUGCCAAAUACGGCGGUUCAGCAUCGUUGGAAAUCGACUCAAGGAAGUGCCACAAGCUUUGGGUGAUCUUGUAUAUGUUGACCAUUUAGAUAUAAGUGGUAACAUUAUCAAGCAAAUUGGAACGCAGGUUUUUUAUAGACUUAAAAAACUUCGUUAUCUUCGAAUUUCUGAAAUGCCACUUCUGAACUAUAUUGCACCAGAUGCAUUUGGAGGUCUUGAUCUAAGAGAUCUACAUAUGACAAGGAAUUCUAACCUGAGAAAGCUCCCCGAAAAUCUACUCCAGAGCAUGAACAACUUGAGAACAGUUAUCAUUAGUAAUAAUGCUCUUCAGUCUGUACCGAAAAACUUGUGCAAGUGGCAUAUGUUAAUGGAUAUGAUGAUGAAUGACAAUGACUUUAUCUGUGGUUGUGGGGUUCACUGGCUUCAGACAUAUCGUGGAUGGGGCACACCCCAAACUCGGCAACAUGCGGAGAAUCUGAAAUGCCACAAACCUGGGAACUCCGAAAAUGUUCUCAUCAAAGAUUUUGACUUCUACCACCUUGCAUGUACAUACACACCAGUUAUAGAAUAUAAAUCGUAUGUUCUUGUAGGACUUACAGUCGCUUCUUUGGUACUGAUGACUGUAUGCGUGAUUUUAAUUGCAUUUCGUUACCGGACGCAAAUUUUCCGGUACAAACACCUCUCUACAGAUGAUGGUCGUGGAGUAGUUCACACGAAAAGAACAAGAACAACAUUCUGACAUAAUAAUGUAUAUUUUUUUCUAAGAAUACUGGUUUUUAAGAUUAUACGUAUAUUUUCAUGUAAAUUAUUCAAAUUAUAUUUAUAUAUUAUGAUAUUAUCGAGAAACAUUACUGUCUGAAUGAUGAAACCAUGCAAUGUGAUAGAACAUAGAAAUAGUCAACAUUACUAAUAUUCCAAAGCAUGUUGAAAUCGCGGAAUUUGUGCGCAUACAGUUUACCGUUUUAUGUUUAUAUUUGUAGAAAACAUUCAAUAUAAUAUUAAUAAAAAAAAUAGUGCAUAUAGUUGAGUGUAACCAUUGAAAAUUUACACCUUAAGAAAAGGAUUGUCAAUGGUUUUCUUGGGUAAAAAUAUUCAAUGAUACCUUCACCUACAUGCAUUAUUUAUACAUUAUAUUCACCGUAUUUUAUAAAGUAGUAAUUACUAGUGUAAUGAAGUAAAUUGAGGAGUUUGAAUCAUAAAUUGAUUUUAGAAGGUCAAUAUGCUAAGGAUCAAAAGGGGAAGCAAAUUAAGUUUUUCUUUUAUGAUCUUUUCUUUAAAAAAUGUUUUAGAUAUUAUAAUAUUUUUAUUAUAAAUUAUACAAUUAAUAUUAUUGAAGGGUUUUCUUUAGUUAAUGUAUAAUUGUAACAUGUUAUGACUGUUUUUGUCCUUACAGUUGUACAAUUUUCAUAUAUUACACUUAAAGGAUUCGAGUUUCAAUUUUUUUCUAAGGUAAAUGUCUAAGUAAAUAAUUGUUGUAUGUCUGAAUUCUUGAGGUUAGUAACGUUGUGUACAUAUCCAGUUAGAUUUGAUUCUAAGAGCAAUCUUUAUUCGCUUUUAUUAAUAUUGCUUUUUUACAUGGUUAUAUUCUAUUUUGAUUCAUGUAAUUUUUGUGUUGUUCCAUUUUGAUUUAAUUUACCUAAUUAUUCCCAAUAAACAGACUAUAUUCACAUUGUUCUUUCAUGUAUAUGGAAACAAUAAAAUUAUAUGGAGCUUUCAAAUACCAUAUACAUGUAACGACAAACCAAUUUUACUGAUAUAUUAGAAGAAUUUAGUUCUCAAAAUGUUUUGGGAAAUCAAGACGGAUCAAUGAAAAAAUAUUGUACAAACGUAAGGAAAUGUUUGGAUUAUUGUUAAAGUUGUAACACGUGUAUUUUACAAUAUAAACACUUAUGAAUUCUUCUUUUCUUCAUAUAAUUUUAUUUAUGAAUUGAAACAUGCAUUAUG